CGCAUCGAAGACAGCGAGACCAAGUCUCUCUUCUCUCUCCUCCUCUUAUCCGCAGCCUUUCAAACCCUAGAAAAUCUCGAAUUCCGAGCCCUUAUAUAUAAUCCUCAGGGCUCUAAAUUCUUUGAGGAUUUUCAAGUUUAAUGAGUUCGGAUUUCGAGUUGAGGUGAAGAGGGGGAGAGUUUCUGUGAGUCACAUCUGAUUUGUCGUGAUAUGACUUCUCUGAGCAGAGAAUUGGUGUUUCUCAUACUCCAAUUUUUGGAGGAGGAGAAAUUCAAGGAGUCGGUACACAAGCUUGAGAAAGAAUCGGGGUUCUUUUUCAACAUGAAGUACUUUGAGGAGAAAGUGCAGGCUGGUGAGUGGGAAGAGGUUGAGAAGUACUUAUCAGGGUUUACCAAAGUUGAUGAUAAUAGAUACUCGAUGAAAAUAUUCUUUGAAAUUAGAAAGCAGAAAUAUCUUGAAGCGCUUGAUCGGCAAGACAAGGCAAAGGCUGUUGAGAUAUUAGUGGGAGACUUAAAAAUGUUCUCCACCUUCAACGAGGAGCUAUACAAAGAGAUAACCCAGUUAUUAACUCUUAAUAAUUUCAGGGAGAAUGAGCAGCUGUCCAAGUAUGGUGACACCAAAACUGCUCGAAGCAUUAUGUUGAUAGAGCUAAAAAAACUCAUAGAGGCAAAUCCUCUUUUCCGUGAUAAGCUUAUCUUUCCUACCCUUAAGUCAUCAAGACUGAGAACCUUAAUCAAUCAAAGUCUAAACUGGCAGCAUCAGCUCUGCAAAAACCCAAGGUCAAAUCCAGAUAUAAAGACUUUAUUCACAGAUCACACAUGUGCACCUCCUAAUGGUCCUUUAGCACCUACACCUGUUAAUCUUCCAAUUGCUGCAGUUGCAAAGCCUGCUGCUUAUACUCCACUUGGAGCUCAUGGUCCCUUCCCACCUGCUGCUGCAACUGCCAAUGCUAAUGCUUUGGCUGGUUGGAUGGCCAAUGCUUCAGCUUCAUCAUCUGUCCAAGCAGCUGUUGUCACAGCAUCAACCAUGCCUGUUCCACAGAACCAAGUGUCUAUCUUGAAACGUCCUAGAACACCUCCUGCAACUCCUGGGAUGGUUGAUUAUCAGAAUGCUGAUCAUGAACAGCUAAUGAAAAGGCUUCGUCCUGGUCAUUCUGUAGAGGAGGUUUCUUAUCCCUUGGCUCGACAAGCAUCUUGGUCGCUUGAUGAUCUACCAAGAAUGGUGACUAUGACAUUGCAUCAGGGAUCUUCUGUGACAAGCAUGGAUUUUCAUCCUUCUCAUCAAACCUUACUUCUUGUGGGUUCAAAUAAUGGUGAAAUUACCCUCUGGGAACUCAGUUUGCGAGAAAAGUUGGUCUCAAAGCCAUUCAAGAUAUGGGAUGUGUCUUCAUGCUCAUUACCAUUUCAGGCUGCUGCAGUCAAAGAUGCACCUAUUUCUGUCAGUCGGGUCACAUGGAGCCCUGAUGGAAGUUUUGUGGGUAUUGCUUUCACUAAACAUUUGAUUCACUUGUAUGCCUACACUGGAUCAAAUGAGCUAGCCCAUCGUAUAGAGGUUGAUGCUCAUGUUGGAGGUGUGAAUGACUUGGCCUUUGCUCAUCCAAAUAAGCAGCUGUGUAUCGUGACUUGUGGGGAUGAUAAGUUGAUAAAGGUAUGGGAUUUAAAUGGACGAAAACUAUUCAACUUUGAGGGGCAUGAGGCACCUGUAUAUUCCAUUUGUCCCCAUCACAAAGAAAACAUUCAGUUCAUAUUUUCAACUGCUAUUGAUGGGAAAAUAAAGGCAUGGUUAUACGACAACGUGGGUUCUAGGGUUGACUAUGAUGCCCCUGGUCAAUGGUGCACUACAAUGCUUUACAGUGCUGAUGGAACUAGGUUAUUUUCUUGUGGGACAAGUAAAGAUGGAGAGUCUUUUCUUGUUGAAUGGAAUGAAAGUGAAGGAGCCAUUAAGAGAACAUACAAUGGAUUCAGAAAAAAAUCUGCUGGUGUUGUGCAGUUUGACACAACCCAAAAUCGCUUUUUGGCUGCAGGUGAAGAUGCUCAAGUUAAGUUUUGGGACAUGGACAAUAUUAAUCCUCUAAUAAGCAUUGAUGCUGAUGGAGGAUUACAGGGCCUUCCACGCUUGAGAUUCAACAAGGAAGGAAAUAUUCUUGCUGUUACUACUGUGGACAAUGGAUUCAAGAUACUUGCUAAUGCUGCUGGUCUCAGAUCUUUAAGAACAAUCGAAACUCCAGCAUUUGAAGCCUUGAGGUCACCCAUUGAAUCAGCUGCAAUCAAGGUAUCUGGCUCUUCUACUGUUAAUGUUAGUCCUGUCAACUGUAAAGUGGAAAGAAGCUCCCCUGUCAGGCCUUCUCCAAUUCUUAAUGGAGUUGAUCCUAUGGGCCGAAGUGUAGAGAAACCAAGAACUGUGGAAGAUGUAAUAGAUAGAGCUAAACCAUGGCAACUAUCUGAAAUUCUGGAUCCUGUCCAAUGUCGGUCAGUUACUAUGCCUGACAGCACAGAUUCUUCCAGCAAGGUUGUUAGACUUCUAUAUACAAACUCUGGCGUUGGUAUUUUGGCCCUUGGUUCAAAUGGUAUCCAGAAGCUUUGGAAAUGGGCUCGCAAUGAACAGAAUCCAACAGGGAAGGCUACUGCUAGUGUUGUUCCACAGCAUUGGCAACCCAACAGUGGCCUUGUUAUGACUAAUGAUAUCUCGGGUGUCAACCUUGAAGAAGCAGUCCCUUGCAUUGCACUUUCAAAAAAUGACUCGUAUGUUAUGUCUGCCUGCGGUGGAAAGGUUUCCCUAUUUAACAUGAUGACAUUCAAGGUAAUGACAACAUUCAUGGCACCGCCUCCUGCUUCUACCUUCCUAGCUUUCCAUCCGCAGGAUAACAACAUUAUUGCCAUUGGGAUGGAGGAUUCAACCAUUCACAUCUAUAAUGUCAGAGUGGAUGAGGUGAAAUCAAAAUUGAAGGGUCACCAGAAGCGUAUUACUGGUUUAGCUUUUUCAACCAAUCUUAACAUACUGGUUUCAUCUGGUGCUGAUGCUCACCUUUGUGUGUGGAAUAUUGAUACAUGGGAGAAAAGAAAAUCAAUUCCAAUACAACUACCAGCAGGAAAGUCAUCUGUUGGUGAUACACGUGUACAGUUCCAUUCCGAUCAACUUCGCUUAUUGGUAGUCCAUGAGACUCAGUUAGCAAUAUAUGAUGCCUCUAAGAUGGAACGCAUUCGGCAGUGGGUUCCCCAAGAUGUUCUGCCUGCCCCAAUAUCAUAUGCAGCUUAUUCCUGCAACAGUCAGUUAAUAUAUGCUGCAUUUUGUGAUGCCAACAUUGGUGUUUUUGAUGCUGAUAGCUUGAGGCUCAGAUGUCGUAUUGCACCACCAAUAUGCUUGUCACCGGCAGCUUUAAGUGGAAGUCAAGCUGUGUAUCCUCUUGUGGUUGCGGCUCAUCCACUAGAAGCUAACCAGUUUGCUGUUGGGUUGACGGAUGGAUCUGUGAAAGUGAUAGAACCCUCUGAAUCAGAGGGUAAGUGGGGAACAUCCCCACCUAUGGACAAUGGAAUAUUGAAUGGUAGGGCAGGAUCAUCAUCUACAACAAGCAACCACACGGCUGAUCAGGCCCAAAGAUAAGAUCAAUUGUAUUAUACUAGUGUAGUUCUUCUCAUCUGUAAUUUUAUCAGCUUAGGUGUUUAGAUUUUCAUUCACCAAUAUGUCUCAUCAAAUAUCAGUUCAGCUUGAACAUAAAAUGGUAAAUGCCUAGACGUAUACUCGUGUAUACCUUAAUUUAUUUUAUUUAACUCAAUUUUAUUGUUUAUAUUUAGUUGUAAUGUUCUUGUUUCUUGCUAA
Cajanus cajan (pigeon pea) is the source of this 3816-nucleotide messenger RNA. RefSeq names its product topless-related protein 3. Gene Ontology annotation, biological process: regulation of DNA-templated transcription. NCBI's taxonomy places the organism in Eukaryota, Viridiplantae, Streptophyta, Magnoliopsida, Fabales, Fabaceae. The record is from RefSeq and is a predicted model, not a curated record. Gene Ontology annotation, molecular function: protein binding.